Molecule: messenger RNA, 5885 nt
Organism: Pelobates fuscus (common spadefoot toad)
Lineage: Eukaryota; Metazoa; Chordata; Amphibia; Anura; Pelobatidae
Gene: NPHP3
Product: nephrocystin 3
Exons: 28
Coding region: 229-4131 (1300 amino acids)
Biological process (GO): convergent extension; kidney development; determination of left/right symmetry
Molecular function (GO): protein binding
Source: RefSeq, a predicted model, not a curated record
AUCCGGUGCUGUGUGUGUAUCCAGUGGGGGGAGGCUGGCCGCAGCAAUCACAGUGAUACCAGGUCAGAGAAGGUUUUUGUCAAUUUGCCCUCUCUACAGAACUGGUCGUUUAUGGCUCCUUAAUGGGUGACAGCGAGAGGACAAGGACAGAGAGAGGCAGAUCCUAAUUGGAAGAGUUAGCAGUGAUGGAAAGCUUUCCUUUUAGCCUGGUGUUAUAUUUUUAGUCCCAUGGGGACAGCAUCAUCCCUGGUGAACCCAGGGGAGGUUAUUGAAGACACGUAUGGUGGAGGUGGAGGAGAAUCCUGUGAGAUCCCUGUAGAAGUGAAACCCAAAGCACGUCUUCUACGUAGCUCUUUCAGACGGGGCCUUAGAGUCACUGGAGCAAGUUUUAAAUCCACAGCCUCUGUGGACCUGGAAUAUGCCGCUGAAUACGAGAGGCUGAAGAAGGAAUAUGAGAUCUUCAGGGUCAGCAAGAACAAUGAGAUUGCCUCCAUGCAAAAGAAAGAGGUCAAACUGGAUGAGGAGAACAAAAGACUGAGAGCGGAGUUACAGGCUCUGCAGAAAACCUACCAGAAGAUACUAAGAGAGAAAGAGAACGCUGUAGAAGCUAAAUAUCAGGCAAUGGAAAGAGCCGCUACAUUUGAACACGACAGAGACAAAGUGAAGAGACAGUUUAAGAUCUUUAGAGAAACAAAAGAAAAAGAGAUCCAGGACUUACUGAGAGCCAAACGAGAUCUUGAAGCAAAAUUUCAGAGGUUACAGGCCCAGGGAAUUCAGAUGUUUGAUCCUGGGGAAUCAGAUUCCGAUGACAACAGUACGGAAGUAACUGUUCCUGGCACUCAAUGUGAUUAUUGGACCGGAGGAGGAUUGGGGAGCGAACCUUCAAUGGGUAGUAUGAUGCAACUGCAGCAGUCAUUCCGAGGACCUGAGUUUGCUCACAGUUCCAUAGAUGUGGAGGGGCCAUUCGCAAAUGUAAACAGAGAUGACUGGGAUGCUGUAGUUACUAGCCUAUUACAGGUCACGCCGCUGUUUUCUCAAUCCCUUUGGAGUAACACUGUUCGGUGCCACCUGAUGUACACCAAGGAAGCUAAAACUGAAGUGGACAUCUUCCUGACGGAAUACUCCCCAAAACUUCAGCGAAUAUGUGAGACUUUGGGCUUUUUCUUUCAAGUGGCUUAUUUUCCUGAAGAAUGUGAAAACCAUUGCUUGUCUGCACGCAAAUGGGAAACUGAAAAAAGUUCCCUGGUUCUUUUAUUCAUGGGUUCCACCUUGCCAAGCUGCCUAAAGGAGGACUAUAAACAAGCAUUCCUGAAGAACAUGGAGGCAAAACCUCGUAUCAUUUAUCACAAGAUGGAGGACCAAACAGCCACCUCAGACUGCAUCCAGGAGCUACUGGAGCAAGACCCAAAUACAUCCAAUAAAACCAAGAUCAUUGAACACAGGGGAGAUCCAGACGAAGGAGCAUAUAAAACAUAUUGUCAGCUGGAACAAGUUAUUAAGCAGGAUAUGUUGGGCAUUGAGAUUUCUGACCCUGAUGCUAAAGAUGACCCAGGUGUUCCAGAGGAUGACAACUUUGGGGACUUGCUGUGGGAUGUUCAUGAUGAACAGGAGCAGAUGGAGGCUUUCCAACAAGCUUCCCAGUCUACAUGUGAGCUAGGGUUCCAGAAAUAUUAUGAUCGCCUAAAUGACUUGGUGGCUGCACCUGCUCCCAUUCCACCUCUUCUUAUUUCUGGUGGUCCAGGAUCUGGGAAAUCACUGCUUUUGUCAAAAUGGAUUCAGCUUCAGCAGAAGCAAUCACCAAACACUCUGAUGUUGUAUCAUUUUGUCGGGAGACCCAUGUCCACCAGCUCUGAGCCAGCACUUAUAAUAAAAAGAUUGACUCUCAAGUUGAUGCAGUAUUCCUGGUCUAUAUCAUCUUUGUCUCUGGACCCUGGAAAGUUCUUAGAAGAAUUUCCGCACUGGCUUGAAAAACUUUCCAUUCGUUACCAGGGCAACAUCAUCAUUAUCAUUGAUUCUAUAGACCAGAUACAGCAAUCUGAAAAACACAUGAAGUGGCUAAUUGAUCCCUUACCAGUCAAUGUACGGGUAAUUGUUUCUGUGAAUGUUGAAAGCUGUCCUCAGGCUUGGAGAUUAUGGCCAACUCUUCACUUGGAUCCCCUGAAUUCAAAGGAUGUGAAGUCUCUUAUUAAUGUUGAAUGCAGCAGAGCAAGUAUUAUAUUGACCAAAGAACAGGAGAGAAAACUGGAAAGACACUGUCGGUCUGCAACAACAUGCAAUGCCUUAUAUGUGACUUUGCUUGCAAAAAUACUCAUAUGUGCUGGGAGCAUGGGAAACAUUGGGGACGUUUUACAGCUCUGUCUGGAGUGUCAGGACACGGUAUCACUAUAUAGAUUGGCUCUGCGCUCUAUCCAAGAGGUCAUGCCAAAUGCAAACGAUAAGGAUAUUAUGCGGGAGGUUCUCUGCUUGAUCAGUGUCAGCCACAAUGGAGUGAGUGAAAGUGAGCUGAUGGAACUCUGUCCUGGACUGACGUGGACAGUACUAUCCUACCUGAUAUAUCAUCUUCAUAACAUGGUAUUACUAAGGUACAGCUGUGGUCUGCUUCAGUUCCAGCACUUACAGGCAUGGGAAGCUGUAAGAAUGGAGUACAUGCAAGGAGGACAGAAUAUUGUAUCUGAAUACAGAGAAAAACUCAUAAAACACUUUACAGCACAGCUAAGUCAAGAUAGAGUGACGUGGAGAAGUGCCGAUGAACUCACGUGGCUCUACCAACAACAAGGGGAAAAGCAGAAACUGCACAAGUGUCUUAUGAAUCUCUUUGUAGCCCAAAAUCUUUACAAACGGGGACAUUUUGCUGAAUUGCUCAACUACUGGCAAAUGGUGGGAAAAGACAAAACUUCAAUGGCCACUGAGUAUUUUGAUGCUCUAAAACAAUAUGAAAAGAGCUGUGACGGGGAGGAGAGCAUGAUCCGCCUUGCAGACCUCUAUGAAACACUGGGACAAUUUCUCAAAGAUUUGGGCCUUCUUAGUCAUGCUGUGACCCCGCUGCAACGCUCACUCGAGAUUCGAGAGACUGCAUUGGAUCCUGACCAUCCAAGUGUAGCUCAAUCACUACACCAACUCGCAGGAGUUUAUCUUCAAUCUAAGAAGUUUGGAAAUGCUGAGCAACUGUACAAGCAGGCCUUAGAAAUCAGCGAAAAUGCUUAUGGCAGUGAACACCUGAGAGUAGCUCGAGAACUUGAGUCAUUGGCUGUGUUAUAUCAAAAACAAAACAAGUAUGAGCAAGCCGAACAAUUAAAGAAGAAAUCACUGAGAAUUCGCCAGAAAGCCGCCAGGCAGAAAGGGAGUAUGUAUGGGUAUGCUUUAUUGCGUCGUCGAGCUCUGCAACUAGAAGAACUCACCUUAGGCAAAGACACCUCUGACAAUGCUCGGACACUGAAUGAACUUGGUGUGCUUUACUAUUUGCAGAAUAACCUAGAAACAGCAGAAAUGUUUCUGAAACGCUCGUUGGAAAUGAGGCAGCGAGUUUUAGGUCCAGAUAACCCUGACUGUGCUCAGUCCCUAAACAAUCUGGCUGCACUGUACAAUGAAAAGAAGGACUACGACAAGGCAGAAGAGCUGUAUGAGCGGGCAUUGGACAUCCGCAGGAGAGCUCUGUCCCCUGACCACCCAUCCUUGGCCUACACUGUCAAGCAUCUCGCUGUACUCUACAAGAGAAAAGGAAAGCUUGAUAAGGCUAUGCCACUUUAUGAGCUGGCUGUGGAUAUUCGGCAGAAGUCUUUCGGCCCAAAGCACCCCAGUGUUGCCACCGCAUUGGUGAACCUUGCAGUUCUCUACUGUCAGAUGAAAAGGCAAGUGGAGGCUCUACCUCUAUAUGAACGUGCCAUGAAGAUCUACGAAGAUAGCUUGGGCCGAGUGCACCCUAGGGUUGGAGAAACACUAAAAAAUUUAGCUGUUUUAAGGUACGAACAAGGAGAUUUUGAAAAGGCAGCAGAACUGUAUAAAAGGGCAAUGGAAAUUAAAGAAGCAGAAACAUCAGUCUUAGGAGGGAAAGCUCCCUCUGGGCAUUCUUCUAGUGGUGGAGAUACUUACAGUCUCCGAAAUAACCUACCAGCCAAUGCUUUCUCUGAGUGAGGAGGGGAAGAUACCUCCUCUGAUCAGCAGGGUUAACUCCAGCAGUUAAAUAAUGGACAUGGCAUCUUGGCACUUUGGUAUACCAGCUGCUGGGUCCAGGAAUACAAAUAUAACAUCAUUUUAAAUACACAGGUUUUCUUUUAUUGAAGCAGGCUGCUUUCCAAAGAUUUGUAGCGUACUUCCAUUGUAAAUUGUCCUCAUUUUACCACACCCUUUUCUGCAUCUGAAGGUAUGACAUGGAGAUCGGAGUUAUAUAUUUUGGGAACAGUGAUUCAAUUAUGCCAGUUUACUUUGAUGAGACUAAGAUUAGCUUUAACUGGAGAUACAAAUAUUAGAUAUAAUAUAGAUUAUAUCUUCAGGUGAUUUUUAAGAAUAAAGAGAGACACAGAAUUGGGCACUAACGCCAUUGUAGGGAUUUGUUCCCGAGAAAAAUAAUAUCCAUCAGUUGCAGUCAGAUAAAUAGCGUUUUGAAAGAUUUAUAGCCAGCUUUGUUUUGUAUCCAUCUGUACAAAGGGUAAAACAUUUCUGUGCUGCACUCCUCUUAAUGUGACUUUGGGGAUGGAGAUAUUGAUGUGGUUUAUGGUUUUUACCUGCACUAUAUCUAAAGAGAUAUGAACUGUGAAUUAAAAAAAACAGCACACUUGUAUUAAUGAAGAUGAGAAAUGAAUAGAUUCAGUAUUGCUUGGAUUUGUGUGUGAAAUGAGGCCAGUAUUAAAUAAAAAUGUAUUUUCAUUAAUGAACCAUUACAACAAGCAUAUUGGUACUCUAUUGUUUAGAACUCUAGUCCUUUCCCCCUGAUAAUGCUAGAAAGCUAGCUGCCUGCUUUGCUAGCAUGGCAGUGGUAAAAUCCUUGUCAGCAAAAUAAAGCACCACAUACUACAUACUAAGUCGUGACAAAAAAACAUUGUACACAGGCCCAUCCAUUUACCUCGAUAUAUACUAACGUGUUGGGAAUUGAAAGCAAAUGUAAAUUUUAGGACCAAAAUAACUGAAUUGGAAAAUAGAGAUACUUUGAAUUCGUUGUGAAAUUUUAAAAAUUAACAGUUUAGUGAAAAAUGCUCACAGUGAUGGACAAUAAAAAACAAAAGAUACAUCAGAGCCAUAUUCAGUAAAAUGCAGAUGGCAGUCAGCAGUCUUUAUUGUAUCUGAAGACUGAUAUAUGACUGAAAUAUAACUUUCUCCAAAGAUGCCAUUUACGUUGAGGAGUGAAAUAUUCUGCAUGAUUUACCAUACAAAGCACAUUCUGAGGUAAAAAUGUUCUCCAGCUAAUACAUCUCUUCAGGGAAAAAAAGUCACAGACACCUACAGUACCAAAAGUUAGCCAUUAGUGGUAAAAGUAAUUUAUGAAAGAAAACACUUUAAACCCACUUUUAACAAUGUCAACAGUUAUAUGAUCACAAGUAAGUUUUCAUUUAAAUUACAGAAAAGUAUUAGACUGGGUUUUCAAUGUGAUAUUGCACUAUUGUAAUGCAUACAGUGUUGCUUACUUAAGUAAAACUUAAAUGAAAUGUUAAAUUUUAGGUGAAACUAGCCGAAGUCAAAUUAUCUAAGCCAACUUAGAUAUUUAUUCCAGUUAAGCGAUUUGGACCUUAAAUGUGCAUUUCACUUUGAAUAUUUACUUCAAAUGCACUUUCCAGAAUAUUUACUUUAUUACUCUAUCUCUGUGCAAAAAAAACAAAACAAAAACCUGAUAUUUAUUUGUAUAUUUUACAUACCAGAUUUUGUUUUUUUAUAUCAAUUUAAAUGUAUAGUCA